AUGGCUAGACGUUACGAUUCGCGCACGACCAUUUUCUCGCCUGAGGGGCGCCUGUACCAGGUGGAGUACGCGAUGGAGGCGAUCUCACACGCCGGCACAGUCAUCGGUGUGCUGAGCAAGGACGGCAUAGUGCUGGCAGCAGAGCGGCAGGCGACGUCGAAGCUGCUGGAGCAAGAAAUCGGCAGCGAGAAGAUCUACGAGAUGAACGACAACGUGGUGGCAGGCGUUGCGGGUCUGACGGCGGACGCAAACAUCCUGAUCAACCAGUCGCGGCUGAUUGCGCAGCGCUACCUGAUGACCUACGACUCGCCCAUCCCCGUCGAGCAGCUGGUGCGGCAGCUGUGCGAUCUGAAGCAGGGGUACACACAAUUCGGCGGUCUGCGUCCGUUCGGCGUGUCGUUUUUGUGCGCGGGCUGGGACCAAAAGUUUGGAUUCCAGCUGUACCAGUCGGAUCCGGCCGGCAACUACUCGAGCUGGAAGGCUGCGUGCAUUGGCGAAAACUUCACGAAUGCGCAGAGCAUCCUGAAGCAGGAAUAUAAGGAUGACGAUGCAGCUGAGGGAGUCGAUGGGGCGGCGACGCAGAUGUCGCUGGACGAUGCCCUGCAGCUUGCGUGCAAGGUGCUGUCCAAGACUAUUGAUACGGCAAAGCUGACCAGUGAGAAGCUCGAGUUUGCGACACUGACGCUCAAGGACGGCCGCCCAAGCAUUUCUAUCUACUCAUCGGCCGAGAUUGACGCGCUGCUGGAAAAGAACGAAGCAGUUAUCAAGCCUGCCGACAACUAA
Molecule: messenger RNA, 783 nt
Organism: Linderina pennispora
Lineage: Eukaryota; Fungi; Kickxellomycota; Kickxellomycetes; Kickxellales; Kickxellaceae
Product: N-terminal nucleophile aminohydrolase
Exons: 2
Coding region: 1-783 (260 amino acids)
Biological process (GO): ubiquitin-dependent protein catabolic process
Cellular component (GO): proteasome core complex, alpha-subunit complex; proteasome core complex; cytosol
Source: RefSeq, a predicted model, not a curated record